CUUUUUAUGUUCAUGGAAGAUACAAGAGCUAGAAUUGAAUUUUAAUUUCUUAAAAAAAUAUACUUUUGACCAUCUCUACGAAAACUUCAACGUGUAAAAGUAAAUAUAGAAGUAGCCACCUUGUUUUGUGUGUGCUUGAUCUGGAAUUGCCUGAAAGGGGGAAGAAAAAUUAAAAUAAUCUUGGAAUCUAAUUUUACAACUGGGUCUUGACACCUACAACUUAACUAAAACGCCAAGUAGUUCCAACUUCCAAGGAAUAUUCUCAUCUUCUACCAUCUGGGUAAUUCAACUUCAGCAACCUAAGGAGGGGUUCACGUUGAAUGCUGUUUAUUUGUGAACGAGAAGCAAUUGAUGUAAUUUGGAGCUGGAUUUUUAUGGUGCACGAGGGUAGCAUCAGAAUUGGGAGAGUUAAUAUGGUAAUUGGGCAGUGACGUUGGUUCAGUAAUUUUAGCACGAUGGGUCAAGAAUUGUCGUCAAUAUUUCAGUAUGAGAAAAAGAGAUUAUUAUGGCUUAUUGGCAUAACCUUUGCAAUGAUUUUAGCAUUCCAUUAUUUCGAGCUUCCUUAUGUUGAGGUUCAACCCCUUGUAUUCUCUGACAACAAGAUACCAACAUCAGAUAGUAUUAGAUUCCGAGCUGCAAAUCUGCCUUCUGAGUCUGAAAUGUUUAACAAUAUGACAACUUUGAAGCAAGAAAAUUCUACUGGUCAAAAUGCCUUUGAGAUUGUUCAUGAAACUAGGACUUCUGAGGAAAAGGACAGUGCUUCAAGAACUGGUCUCAUCUCAGAACCAGGAAGGGAAUCAAACAGAUCUUCAGGAAUUGAUGCAACUGAUGACAGUUCAACUUUGGUAUCAAAUAAUGGUUCUGUAAUAGAGAAGGCAGGAAAUCUAUCCCUGAGCACUUACAACGAUACUAUUUCUCAUUCAAUAAUACCAACUUAUUUAGCUCCACCUCUAAGUCCAACAAAACUGAGCCCAAAUAUUACACCUCCAAUGUUAUCACAUGAUUAUGAGGAAACUGAUUCUGAGGUGGAUGAGACGUUGAGGACAUUACAAGAUGAUGUCAAUAUACUAGACAAUGAUUCUUCUAUCAACAGUGUGCCUAAGGGGACUAAAGAUUCUCAAAUACCAGUUCCGAAAGUAACAACAAUCUCUGAAAUGAACGAGUUAUUGCUUCAGAACCGUGCCUCAUAUAGUUCUAUGAGGCCAAGGUGGUCUUCUGCUGUUGAUCAAGAGCUACUGAAGGCCAGAUUAGAGAUUGAAAAUGCACCAAUUAUAAAUGAUGUUGCAAAUCUUUAUGCUCCUCUUUUUCGAAACAUUUCCAGGUUCAAGAGGAGCUAUGAAUUAAUGGAAAGAACUCUUAAAGUGUACGUGUAUAGAGAAGGAUCUAAGCCCAUAAUGCAUUCACCAUAUCUUUUGGGAAUUUAUGCUUCUGAGGGAUGGUUCAUGAAGCAGAUGGAAGGUAGUAAACAAUUUGUGACUAAAGACCCAAAGAAGGCCCACCUAUUUUACUUACCUUUCAGUUCUCGGAUGCUAGAGGAAACAUUGUACGUACAAAAUUCACAUAGUUCUAGGAACCUGAUUCAGUAUCUGAAGAAUUAUGUAGACAUGAUUGCUGGGAAGCAUCAUUUCUGGAACAGAACAGGAGGUUCUGAUCAUUUUCUUGUUGCUUGCCAUGACUGGGCCCCUACAGAAACAAAGCGACACAUGGCCAAGUGCUUAAGAGCCCUAUGCAAUGCUGAUGUCAAAGAAGGUUUUGUCUUGGGGAAGGACGUGUCUCUUCCUGAAACCUUUGUCCGCAGUGCUCAGAGGCCUACUAGAAACAUUGGUGGAAACAAAGUUUCAAAGAGGAAAACUCUGGCAUUUUUCGCAGGGGGAAUGCAUGGUUAUGUUAGGCCAAUCUUGUUGCAGCACUGGGAAAAUAAAGACCCUGACAUGAAAAUCUUUGGGACACUGCCAAGGUCUAAGGGAAACAGGAACUACAUCCAGUACAUGAAGAGCAGCAAGUACUGUAUUUGUGCAAAGGGCUAUGAGGUGAAUAGUCCAAGAGUUGUGGAGGCCAUCUUCUAUGAGUGUGUGCCUGUUAUUAUAUCAGAUAACUUUGUGCCUCCAUUUUUUGAGGUUUUGAACUGGGAAUCCUUUGCUGUUUUUGUUUUGGAGAAGGAUAUUCCAAAUCUGAAGAACAUACUCAUUUCCAUACCGCAAAAGAGGUAUCUUGAAAUGCAGAUGAUGGUGAAAAGGGUGCAGCAGCAUUUCCUUUGGCACAGGAGCCCUGUUAAGUAUGAUAUAUUCCACAUGAUACUUCAUUCUAUUUGGUACAACAGAGUCUACACUGCAAGAGCUAGAUAGAUUAUUUUGGAAACUUGGCUAAAGUAGAUUGGAAAAAGCUUUUCUUUAGGGAAAAAACAUUCUUUGGAGGACAGACAUGGAGAAUAAGAUCGAAGAUGGUAAUUAGUACGGUCAUUUUAUGUUUUAUAGAGAUUUUGGUGUAAUUAAAUUUGUAUAUAGUUAUUCUCACGUUGUUUUGAGUCACUCGGUAGUCCUUGUAACGUAUCCUAUGCUCCUGUAAUUGGUUUGGCUAAAAGAAAUAGUUUUUUUU
This is a messenger RNA of Cajanus cajan (pigeon pea), 2595 nucleotides long. RefSeq names its product putative glycosyltransferase At5g03795. Lineage: Eukaryota; Viridiplantae; Streptophyta; Magnoliopsida; Fabales; Fabaceae. Gene Ontology annotation, molecular function: glycosyltransferase activity. The record is from RefSeq and is a predicted model, not a curated record.